Phytomonas sp. EM1 is the source of this 901-nucleotide messenger RNA. The record is from the annotation of a GenBank genome assembly. NCBI's taxonomy places the organism in Eukaryota, Euglenozoa, Kinetoplastea, Trypanosomatida, Trypanosomatidae.
CGCGUAAAUCUACCUAAUCUUAGUUGCUUGAAUCCUAGCCCUCGAAAAUUUCCUGUUUAUGCUGCCGCUGUCAACGUUUAGGAGCAGAAGAUCAUGGGGCGUGUGUUGUUGCCCUCAAUCCCUUCGCUUUCCAUCUCGAGCUCUCAUCGCAGUCGGCGCUUCUCCCUGCAUUCCAGAAACACUGACCACAUCGCGUCUAUCUGUUUCUUUCCUGUCGGAUCGCAUUAGCGACGCAGUGGGAAAAUCUAUCAAUAGACUUACGAAUCGUGUCUUCCAGGAUGAAAAGUUAGUAACGGAGUCACGUCGAAAGCUGGAGAAAGUAGCAUCAACGAGUGAGAAGCUUGCGGAGCGUCUGGAUCGGCAGCGCCGUGUCGGACAGCACUGCGUACCCAUAGCAAUACGCGUUGAUAAGUCAAAACAGUACAUCUAUUUCACCUGGCGUGUUGAAGUGUUGACGGCACAAGAGAACAGAACCCCUGAGCAACCAUCGCGUUCAAUGAAUAGUACAUCUGAAGCGGAGUCGAACCUAGCAACAGCAGAACGGGGGGAGCAGUUGACGGCUGACAAGCAUGUUACCCACGCCCUAGCCGAGUAUCUUCGCGCCUACACUUCUAGCACGGACGGCAGUUAUGCUAACAGCAACAUUCUGAUCUACGGUCGCCGCGGCAUCACCAUCGAGCAUGUCUUUCCGGUUGGCAACUACGGCCUACGCAUUGUCUUCUCGGAUGGGCACACUGGCGGCAUCUUCUCCUACGAGUACUUAUACUUUCUGACUUGCUCGGAGAACAAGUACGGCCUCAUGCGAGAUUACAUCAAGCAGCUGCGAGUGAAACGCAAGUCCCGGGAUCCGCCUCGUCGGAUGCCCUCGCGGAGAGAACUCCCGAAGGGAAAACGCCCCUAG